Molecule: messenger RNA, 912 nt
Organism: Penicillium atrosanguineum
Lineage: Eukaryota; Fungi; Ascomycota; Eurotiomycetes; Eurotiales; Aspergillaceae
Exons: 1
Coding region: 1-912 (303 amino acids)
Molecular function (GO): hydrolase activity, acting on carbon-nitrogen (but not peptide) bonds, in linear amidines
Source: RefSeq, a predicted model, not a curated record
AUGAUCGCUUCAGGCGUUUGGGCAGAGUGCAUCCCGCUAGCCAAAGCCCACGACCUCAAGGAGGUGCCGACAGUUGCAUCCUUGCCCACAGCGGCUUCCGCCCCGGAGACAAUGAAGAGUGCCCUACAGAAGAUCGACUACUUGGGCAGUGUUCCAUGCUCAUAUAAGGCAACACCAAUGGCGGCGCACUUCGAGCUACAUAUUGAACAAGGCCCGCAUCUUGUAUCGGCCGGUCAGCGAGUUGGUGUGGUCACAGCAGUCCAGGCUUAUCGUUGGUAUCGAUUGAAUGUGAUCGGAAGGGAUACCCAUACGGGGACGACUGCCUUCGAACACCGCGCAGAUGCACUGUAUGCAUUUUCCUGCAUGAUGGUCAGAGCCCGAGAAGUAGCCAAAUCUCGAGGAUGCCUUGCCAGUGUGGGUAUUAUCGAGGCGAAGCCUGGCAGUGUCAAUACCGUUCCCGGCACAGUGAGCUUUAGCUUGGACAUCCGUGGUCCAGAAACCGAGCUGGUGGCCGAGGUAGAGAAAGAGUUGCGCAAGGACUUUGACGCCAUUGCAGCUGAAGAAGGCGCUGGUAUUGGGAAGCCGUGCCGUGUUGAGUGGACACUUGAUUUUGACUCACCUGCCGUGAAAUUCCACGAGGAUUGUAUCAGUUGUGUCCAAGACUCAGCCCAUGCCGUUGUUGCGGAUGCUCCGGUGGCAGAUACAAAGUCACUGGUCCGUCCCAUCAUGAGUGGUGCUGGUCAUGACAGCGUAUUUACCUCGAAGAGAGUUCCCACGAGCAUGAUCUUUGUUCCAUGUAAGGAUGGGUUGAGCCAUCAUCCUGAGGAAUUCUGCUCAGCAAAUGAUUGCGCCACUGGAGCAUCGGUGAUCCUGCAAGCCGUCGUGCGAUAUGAUCGGAAGAGAUUCACAUAG